AUGCCUUUUUCUGCUAAGAAUUUAGAUCUUUCCAAAUUGGAAUAUGCAGUUGGCAGAGAAAAUUGUGACAUAAAUUUGACUACAGACGAAAAGUCUUUUGAACACCUACAUUUUAUAUCUAGGACACAUUUUAAACUUAAACGAGACAGUAGGAAUUCUCUUGUUUAUUUAGAAGAUUUUUCUCGAAAUGGAACAUUCAUAAAUGGUGAAAAAGUUGACAAAGGAAACCAAAGAAUAUUGCAAAAUGAAGAUGUUAUAGCAAUAGGUAGUGAUUUCAGAAAAUUGUUUAGAUUUUUUUAUCGUUUCACACAUACUGUGGAUAAAAUCCCAAAUCUCAUCAAAGAUGACUACUACAUUUCUCGUUUGCUUGGAAGCGGUGCAUGUGGUGCUGUGAGAUUAAUUAUUAACAAAAGUACAUGUGAUAAAUUUACUAUGAAGCAGAUCAUCAAGAGUAAAGCAGAUGGUGAAAAGAAAUUAAACCAUCCUAAUCGUAUUAUGAAAGAAAUUAAUAUUAUGAAAAAAUUAGAUCAUCCAUUCAUAGUUAGUAUCUACAACAUUGUUGAAACUCCUGAAGCAGUAUUUUUGAUAUUGGAACUUAUGAAUGGAGGUGAUAAAUCAUAA
Ctenocephalides felis (cat flea) is the source of this 621-nucleotide messenger RNA. RefSeq names its product ovarian-specific serine/threonine-protein kinase Lok-like. The record is from RefSeq and is a predicted model, not a curated record. The coding region runs from base 1 to 621 and encodes 206 amino acids. The transcript is spliced from 2 exons. NCBI's taxonomy places the organism in Eukaryota, Metazoa, Arthropoda, Insecta, Siphonaptera, Pulicidae. Gene Ontology annotation, biological process: protein phosphorylation; mitotic DNA damage checkpoint signaling. Gene Ontology annotation, cellular component: cytoplasm; nucleus. Gene Ontology annotation, molecular function: ATP binding; protein binding; protein serine/threonine kinase activity.